UGCCAUAUUUAAUUAUUGCAUGUAUUUUUUAAAAACAAACGUUAAACGUUUGCUUUAUUGGAAAACUAAGCGGUUUAGAUAAUUACAGUUGGUUAUAAUUGCGCGUGACGGCUUUCCUCUCAGCAGCAGUUUACGUGCUCCCUAAAUUUACAUUUUUGCCGUUUUCUUUAUUCACAAGCUUACAGGAAGGAAUACAGGGAUCAUUUUAGCAAUUUAUUUUCUCCUAAAUGUUCUUUUGGGAUUCAGAAUAUAUGGGUCCUGAUGAAGACGACGACCCGUUUCAAUGGACAUAUGACAGCCAUGACAAGGAGACAGAAAUUUGCCAGAGUCCUCAUAGCUGUGGGCAGAUACCUGAGAAUCCUGAGUUCAAUUCUGAAACAAGUACAGAUCCAGUUGGCUGUAAAAAAGAGGAGGACGAGGAUGUGGUUCAGAAUAUCCAUGAAGUCAAAGAGCCAAAGCAAGAAGUGGAGCCUGUAGAGGAGAAGCCAUGGAGGAAGUCUGGGGCUGAUAUCACGGAUUACUUUAACUACGGUUUCGAUGAAGAAAGCUGGAAGGCGUACCGUAUGAAACAUGCUAAGCUCCAAGCCUUCCAAGCACAACAUAUCGCUAAUGUCAUGAGAGAGCAAGCUAAAUAUGAAGUGGAGAUGAUGUGUGCUUCUUCUAAUUCAGGCAGACCAUCUAGGAAAUCCUGCAGACGAAGAAAAGCUAAGACCACCAGGCAUGGAGGCAAAGGGAGAAGCAGGAGAAGCAGAGAGAAAGCCCGCCCUUGUCGCACCGAUGCAGCCAAAGAUACUCAGUCAGUAAUGAGGAUUUCCCACAAGAAGGACACCGUCACCAAUUACGACAUGCCACGUUCGGUCAACGUCCGCACCGUGUUCUCAUUUGUGCCUCCACCUUCUUCACUUUUCCAGUUUUACCAAUCUGAGUCCCCCACUAACACACUGAGCAGUGAGAAUGUUGGGAACAUCGAGAAGCCCUCGACUUCCCUGUAUCCAUGUUUUGUCGGUAAGCGACUCAUGUAUCCUGGAGGGAACAUGUCCUCAGACUUUGCGGUGGUUGAUAGUGCCAAAGCGUGGGAGUGCUACAUAAAGCAGCAGCGCAGCAGAGACAGAGACAGAGCGUACGGCCAUGACAAAAACAGACGGCGAUGCAGUGACAGAGACAAACAGAGGUCUUCCUUGUCACGCCACAGUGAGAAGAAGCCGGCGGAGCGCAGGGCCUUUGCAGAUUAUGAGUACAAACGUCGCAGAAUUGAAGGAGUCACCGGCAAAAAGAAGCAGAAAGACGAAGAGGAGGGCUCGCGCAAAACAUCGCAAAGAAGUAGCAACGACAGUAGGAAGGAUGACAGGGAGGCCAGGAAGACGAAACAGAAUCACGCAGAGGGCAAAGACGCUGGGAAGGCUCGGAAAGCGACCGAGAAAAGAAAAUAAAAUUUCAACAGCCCCCAGAACAACCAAA
Molecule: messenger RNA, 1458 nt
Organism: Gambusia affinis (western mosquitofish)
Lineage: Eukaryota; Metazoa; Chordata; Actinopteri; Cyprinodontiformes; Poeciliidae
Gene: fip1l1a
Product: FIP1 like 1a (S. cerevisiae)
Exons: 13
Coding region: 228-1430 (400 amino acids)
Biological process (GO): mRNA processing
Source: RefSeq, a predicted model, not a curated record